This is a messenger RNA of Alternaria infectoria, 783 nucleotides long. RefSeq lists its product as uncharacterized. The transcript is spliced from 2 exons. The record is from RefSeq and is a predicted model, not a curated record. Bases 1 to 783 code for a protein of 260 amino acids. NCBI's taxonomy places the organism in Eukaryota, Fungi, Ascomycota, Dothideomycetes, Pleosporales, Pleosporaceae.
AUGUCCACCUCCGCAAUCCAAGGCCCAGGCAUCCUCUUCGUCCGCUCCCGCAUCUCCCCCUCCGCCCACGACAUGCUCUCCGAGCCCACUUUUCUCGCCUGGUACGACAACGAGCACAUCCCCGAAGUAGUCUCUACAUCCGGGGUCGACUCUGCUUUCCGCUUCAUUGAUAUCCACAAGUCCUCGCCUAUUGGUAACGAGCAGGACCCAAAGCCGUUCCUGGCCUGCUAUCCCAUGGAAGACUUGGCCUUUACGCUGGGUGAUGAGUUCAAGAAGAUAGGCUUCAAGAGUAGUGCGCUGCCCGGUAGUGGUGUGAUUUAUGAUUUGGCAGAUAUGGAUGUUAGUUACCUGGGUAUUGUGGGUAAUGCCCCCAAGAGAAAAGAGGGCGAAGAAGGUCGGCCGAAGUAUGUGAUCACGUCGGGUAUCCGACCAGAGAAGCAGCCAGCAGAAGAACAAGUCACUGCGUUCUUCCAAAAGCAAACCUCGACGUUCGAAAGGUCACCGCAGUAUAUGCGUACACUUCGCUUCAAACUCCUCUACGCGAGGACUAAUGCGCAGUCUCGCGCUCUCAAGGGCUUGCCAACGACAGAUGAACCGCAUCCCGAGCCGUCGAAAUGGAUGGCUAUGCAUGAAUUUGCGGGGUUACCAGAUGACAACUUCGUGAAAGCGCUGGAUAAUGAUGCGAGCAAGGCUGCUGAAGAGGGUAGUUGGGGUGAGACGGAGGUUGAGACGUUGGUUUGGAAGCUAGAUCGUGUGCAUGGAGAUGGGAAGUUAUUUGAGUAA